Messenger RNA from Thecamonas trahens ATCC 50062, 5928 nucleotides. RefSeq lists its product as uncharacterized. The record is from RefSeq and is a predicted model, not a curated record. The annotation marks the transcript as partial. NCBI's taxonomy places the organism in Eukaryota, Apusomonadida, Apusomonadidae. The transcript has a single exon. Gene Ontology annotation, molecular function: protein binding.
CAUGCUAGCGGGUGCGUCGGCCAAGGCACUGGCGCAGAGCAGCAAAGGCAGUGGCGGCAGCAGCGGUGGCAAUGCCGAAGUGUUUGGCAAGGGCAACGAGCACACUGCAGCCCGGCUGGGCAAGAAGACCAUCUCGGUCCCGUUUGGUUUCCGCUUCCUCCGCAGACUCCGCGAUCCAGAGCAAAAGGCCAUGCACCAUGUGGCGUACAACGCCAAGCGCGACUCGUUUGCAGUCCUUGACAACGCCUGCCUCCACCUCUACCGUGGCGCCCGCGAGAUCAAGCGAAUGCAGCUCCAGCGGAUCCGCAGGCUCGUCACUUUUGUCCUUCUCCCCGAGUUUGAGGUCUACAUCGGGGCGACGGUCGAUGCGACGCUGCGGAUCUUCAACUGGCGGUUUGAGCUCAUCUCGUCGGUGGCCACCGACUAUGUUGACGUCCACGCCCUAACCUACAAUCCGGUCCGAAGCGAGCUGAUUGGCGCAGGCUCGCAGUCGGUGGUGGUGUGGAAAGUAACCAAGGACGCCACGCUGCUGCACCAGAGCAUCGUCUCGCUCACUCGCAUAUUUGAGGCGCGGUCGCCGGUCGCCCGGCACGUGACCGGUAUUGCAGUCUCCAACUCGUCGUUUGCGCUGUAUGUGUAUUGGGACACCCACCUCUCCAUUCUCGACCCAGUCAUCGGCUCGUCGGAGCGCGCCGCGCUCGACAUCCACCGUCGCCAUGUUACCGGCGUGGUGUGCGAUCCAAAGUCCGAGGUGAUCAUCACCUCGGGCAUGGACGGCAAGAUCAAGAUCUGGACUCUGUCCAUGUUCCUUGUCCGAGUUCUGGACGGCCAUGCCGCCGGCGUCACGCAGAUCUCACUCAACCCCGGAAACCCGGAACUGCUGCUCUCAGCCUCGCUCGACCGCUCGGUCCGAGUCUGGGACAUCCACACCCACCAGCAGCUCUACCGACUCGACUUGACGACGCCGGCCCUCGGCGGAGCCUUCAUCUCGCCGAACACCUUUUACUGCCGAAGCAACCGCGCCAUCGACGUGUGGUCCAUGGCUCGCUCGUUCUCGCACUUUUGCCUUGUCCGCGCCCCGGUCAUCGGCAUCUCUCGCGUCGCAGAAGUCAUGGGUGCCCGCCAGCCCGGCCGCGUCUUGUACCAGCUUGCCGACGGCACCCUCGGUCUCAAGACUCUCGACGCCGCAACCAUCACCACGGUCAUCCCGCAGCUCUCAUUCUGCACUGUGGCCGAUGUGGCGUACUUUCGCAAGGGUGAGAUUAUGGUCGUCCUUCUCGACGGCUCGUCGGACACUGAAAACGCCGACGUCUCUCGCUCGCCCCGCCGCCCACCGCCUGGCUCCGACCAUCUUUUACUGCGGCCCGACUCCGCCCUCUCCCGCCAGCGCUCGUCGUAUGUGCGCUCUCAGAGCUGGUCCCGCUCUUCAUCGAGGACGACGCUCACCCGCUCGGCGCUGGGCCCGUCGCCGUCGCAGGCCCACCUCCCGGACAUCGCCGUGAGCCAGGGGGCCGCCCCGCCGCCGCGCAAGAUGCGGAGUGGCGAGAUCAAGACCGAACACCUCUUCCGUUCGCGGCAGUACAAAGUCUCGCGCGCUUUCGCCGACAUCAACCGCUUUGGCCCAGUCGGCGCCGCCGUCCACUCGUCGCGGUCCAAGCACCGCGAGAUCCAUAUCUUCUCCACCUCGACCUCGCCCGCCGCCCACAUCCGCUCAUGGACCAACUACGGGCGCGACAUCGAGCUACGCUCGGAGAUUUGCGACGAAGAGCUCUCAGUCAUCACGCUCGUUCCGCUCGAGUCCCGCAAGUCGCAGUUCCUAGCGAACGUCAACAUGGCCGGUCGCGACCCGGCAAAGGACAUUGCUGUCGUCCCCUCGCACUAUGUGGCGGGUGGAACAUGCUCCGGCACUCUCGUCCUCGCCGACAUGUACCGCAACGGCGACAUCAUCCGCCGCAUCCCGGUCUACGCUGCCGGCACCGUUGCCUGCCUCGAGUACCUGCCGCGGUUUGAUGCGCUCCUCAUCCACAACACGCGCGUUGUUCUCAUUGCCCACAUCGCGUUUGGCUACAACACUUACCACCGCAUCACACCGUCGCUCCACCAACUCGCCACCAUCGACGCUACUGUCGAGACUGGGGCGCUAAUUGCGUCGACCCGAGUCUCAGAUCGAGCGCUCGUCAUUGGAUCCACAGACGGUCUGUUCUCGGUCUACGGCUUCAAAGCCAAGGGUGUGCGCCAGAUGUCGCGGGCAGCGUCGACGGUAGCCUCCACCUUUGCGCCCGUUGGCUCAGGCGCCGCCAACUUGCGCCGAGCAACCGACUCUGCCGCCUUCCCAGACUCGGACUUGGACUCGGACUUGGACUCGGAAUCGGACUCUCAAGCCAACGCUCUGGACUCGUCGUCAUCCAUCCUUCUGCGUGACCGCAGUCGGUGCGAGGUCUCGAACGAAUCCAUUGUGGUCCGCAUCAACCCAAUGCAACGCAGUGGCGAAUCAGUCACUGCCCGAGAGUCGCACAAGGCGCCCAUUUGUGACGCAGACUAUCACCCUGUGUGGCAGAUGGUGGUGACGACGACGUCGUCAGGCCACGUCAUGUUUUGGGACAUCAACAACCAACUCAUCACCGAGCUGUUUCUGGAGAUGGCGGUCCACUGUUGCUGCUUCGUCAACGGGCAGGCUGACGUCCUCGUUGGUGUCGACAACGCCAUGCUUGUCCUCCGUCGUGACUCGUACUUUCCGGCUCCGAUCUCGCUCGACGAACUAAUCACCAUCUCCCCGCAGGCUCCGCAUCCCGGCCUGCCGCCGACCCGCAUGUGCGCCCGAGACUAUGUCCACGACGAGAUCGAGGACAAUGCUGACGCGCUGGACGAUCCCGGUAACGGUUCGUUGCCCAUCCGUGUCUGGCCACGGCACGUGCUGCAGGACGCGCUCGCCUCGGGCCUCAUCCCGGCCGAAUCAAACCUCGCCCAGGCGCUUGCUGCCGAGUCCGAGGCACUGAGCAGCGGAGUAUCACCUCAUGUGCGCGCUUUGCAUUCGCAGUAUGCUCGUGAAGCAGAGAACAAGCCAGUCCAGUUUGACAACGAGAAGCUGGCCUUUGCCUCAAGCAAAGCCACGUUUCUCUCGCUCCCGUCGUCGGCGUCGCUCUCCAACCUCGACCGACUCCGCAUCAUGCUGGCGACGCCAGGGACACCAACGCGUGGCACGCUUGAAGGCCAGCAAGCCGAGGAAACGGGGCUGCCAACCGGCACUGGCGCUGGCCUUGCGCUCUUGAUCAAGGAGUGCCCGCCCAGCCGGCUGUCGUCCGCAAGCUGGAGCAGCAGCACCAGUGAUGGCGAGGCGAGUAGCGAGACCACACCGCCACUUCCGAGCACAGUAGUCUUGUCAGGCUCGACGGACUCGCUUGCUGAGCUGAAUCGGGCAGUGCUGAGCGAUGCAGCGCUGCUGAUGGGCAACACAUCUGACGCCGAGUCAUCUAAGUCGACUUUGCCACCAGACACAUCGCUUCAAGCCGAGCCGUCUGCACAGUCCCUCUCGUCGAGCUUGCUGUCCGAGAGCUGGUACGGUAGCCCGAGCUUUGUCGCCUACUCCAGCGGCGCCGCCGGGGAGUCCGCGCUACCACUGCAGGUUGUCCGAUUUCUCUCAGGUGUUCCGCAGCUCGGCUCUGUCGACGUCAAUCUUGUCCGGCCGCAGCUCGACCGCGGGCUCAAUGUCCGUGCCGAGGGCCGGAUGACAACUGUGCCGCAACAGCUCGUCAGCGAUUCUCUGCCACGUGGAGACGAGUCCGAAGGAGCCACGACUUCUUUCCGCGAGUCGACCAUUCUGCGAAUCCGCUACUUGCUGCGACACGGCGAGUGGGCCCUUGUGGCGCGGGCGCUCGACAUCGUGCGCAUGAUGCGGCUGUGGACCGAUAAUGCGGUGCUCGACGACAUGUUGGUGGUGCUGCGGACGCACGAGUCAUGGAUUGUGCGCCGGAUGCUGGCGCAGAUGCUGGACACAGCCAGCAUUCGGUCUGACGCUGUGGUAUAUGAGCUGAAUCAUGCCCGAAUCAAUGACCCCAACGCUGAAGUCCGGCGUGCAGCGCGAGCCGCGCUUGCCACUCUCCACGUCCAGCGCAAGCGAACCCACAAGGCUGCAGUGCGGAUGGCGGCUGCUGAGCUGGACUUGCUUGUCACCCAGUUUAUGGAGGCCAAGGAGAAGUCACAGCUCGGCAAGGUUUCAGUCGACGACAUGCUCUUUGAGGUGCCUGACGAUGUGGAGGACGAGGACUUGCGAGCUUCGUUUGCUUCGCUCGUCGACUUUAACCGGCGGCUCCGCCGCAUUGCUGAGCUGGUCUUUGCGAGCAAGACCAAAGCCGUCGAAGACGAGGUUGACAUUGCUGCACUGGUCGCUUCUCUGCCGCGGAUGCGCUCAUUUGAGGAGCGAGCUGUGGCACGUGCCAAGGCUGAGGCCGCUGCGCAGGCCGAGGCCGCCGCGCAAGCCGAGGCCGCCGCGCAAGCCGAGGCCGCCGCGCAAGCCGAGGCCGCCGCGCAAGUGGCUAGCGAUGUCGAGAGCGGCGAGUCUGAGGGCGAAAAGCAAGUAGCCACGAGACCAAGAGCAGUGUGACGUGCAGUAGCGACGUCAUCGAGACGGACACACCGUCGUCAGGCGCUCCUGGUGCUAGCGGCGUGUCUGGAGGCCACGAUGCGGUGUCAUCCACCAGUUCAGAGGCGCUCUCAGACGUGCUGGAACGGUUCACUUCAUGCUUGAUUGACGCCGCCGACAUGGCACUGGACGCCGAUGAGUCGCUUGUCCUCCCAAACGUCGUCAGGCUCGAUUAUCAGCGACCGAUUCUGCCACCGGCGACGCCGCGGACACCAUCGAGUGACGAGCUUGUCUCGCUAGCCUCCACAUCGAGUGAUGCAACAGCUGUCGAGAACGCGAUGCCGACCUCGGCGCUUGUCAAGAAGACUUUCACCGACAGUGGGCUGUUUCGAAGCUUGCACAGCAAUAGCGGCGUUCGGGUUGCCGACCUCGACUCGACAGGAGUGUGGGACGACGCGCUGCAAGGUACCAAGUUUGACUCGAUCGUGCUGCCAGGCCACGAGACGGCGCCAUCAGAGACCGACGAAAGCGGCGAGCUCGAGGCAGCGACGCCGCGGAGCGAGUCGACAACCACAGAGCGUGAGACGAGCCGCACCUGGUCGCAAAGCUCGAUGGCAACAGAUGCAAGCAAUGCCUGGAGCGCGCAGGCUCCACAAGCACUCAACGGGUCGGAAACCUCGGACGCUUCGUCGGACUGGGCCGCGCAUCCGCGGUCGCUGGCAGCCCUGCUUUUCUUUCCGACGGCGAGAAUGCAGGUGGAGACAAUAACUUUGCCGCCGGAGGCGGGAAUGUCCGGGCCUAUGCCGAUGUCGACGGUAAUGGGGAUGACGAAAGCGAUGAGAGCGACGCCGCUGCACACCAGCAGCCGCCAAAGGCUUCCGGCGACGAGCCGCCCGCAUCUGAAACAAGGAGCCGGCCUUCACUCCGCGCUGCAGCUGAGGCGGUGAAGAGUGCCCUGGCCUUGCGGUCGCCGUUUUCACGCCGGUGCAGGAUGAUGGGAAGCUGUUUCCGCUCACCGUCUCGUCGUCACGGGUCUCGAUCUACGAACAGCUAGGGUUGGUGCGUUCCGACUCGCAGGCCGAGGCCUCCCACCUGUCGUCAAAAGUGGCACGGACACAGCAAGCUGCGAUCGCACCAGGCUACUUUGGAUUUGAGCUACCCUCGGCUUUGGCAGCCGACGACGACAUCGAAACGCCGGCCGUGACCGUGGCGCUUGACGAGAGCGGCGAUUCAAGCGAAGAUCGGAACAUAAUGGGCACAAUGGCCAUUCCGUUUGAGCGCUCUCAAGACCGCAUCGAUGUGGCUAGUAUGGCGGAGUCGUCCAGGCGGCAAGGCAAGCAGCGGCUCUC